AUGAAACUAGAUCGCAUAUUAAAAGAUUACACUAACAAGCCACCGUCCAUUUGUCAAAUGCUGACGUGUACGACCAAUGUGGAUGAUGAUGCAGAUCAAAAGUGGACAGUACCAAACCGCUACAAACAAGAAAUUCUCGGGAACAAUUGCGCCGAGAAAUUAGUUUUUGAUGUGAACCUUCAUCAUAUAUCAUCCCAAGAUCAAAAUGGAAAUGACCUCGCAAGAGUCGUGAUCACAUCUUAG
Molecule: messenger RNA, 243 nt
Organism: Opisthorchis viverrini
Lineage: Eukaryota; Metazoa; Platyhelminthes; Trematoda; Opisthorchiida; Opisthorchiidae
Exons: 1
Coding region: 1-243 (80 amino acids)
Source: RefSeq, a predicted model, not a curated record